GCAUUUCACUCCUGCCACUCGUGUCUUGGACACGUGGUAUUUGGUCCUUGCAGCCGUUUGUUUUGGUUUAUUUUCUGCAGGCGCCCUACUCUAUACUCUGCUGUGCUGCGUGGGAAUGUUGUGCAGAAGGCCUGUAACACACCAGCAGGGAACACCAGUCCAGUGCUCGCAGCUGCAGAAGUUUUACUUUAAAAGACCUAUUUAUACAACCUGUUCAUUCAUCCCUGCGCAGGAAGGAUGUUAAUGAUGAAUUUUAUUAAAUGUCCCAUAAAGCCUGAGCUGAAUAACAACUCAUAAGUUCAUGUUUCUUCGGACUGAUAUUUCUCACAAAUGCUGCCCUUUGACUUGUGCCCGAAAUCAAGUUCCAAUGUUACUCUGCUCCACAUUCCCUGUCGCAACGCAACGAUAAAAAAGGACGUAGUGGAGCGCCGAAAAGCACUCGUUGAUUGGCCAGAGAGAGUUGAGCUCGACGCCGCGAUUGGUGGAACGGACAGCAUCCCGCCCCUGGACAUUUAUCACGUGACGUUCGGGAAACUGGUUCAGAGAGCAGAGGGUUUAAUGGACUUUGGAAUUUUGUGUGGAAGAAGGACUGGAGCGGCUCGUAAGAACAGCGCGCAGCUCUUCGGAAAAAAUUAGGUUGAAGACUCCUCGGCGGCCGGCGAGUGCAACCGGGAUCCGCUCUCGCCGUGCAGGCUCGCCUGAAUGCCACCGGACUCCCGAACCCUGCGAGCUCGGCCCUCGUUCACCGUCGCCGCCGCCAUGACGCAGCCGGAGGAGGAGUGUCGGAGGCGCUUCCGGGCCGCCGUCGACGUCAUACAGAGCCUGCCCAAGAACGGUUCUUACAGACCCUCGUACGAGGUCAUGCUGCGCUUCUACGGCCUCUACAAGCAGGCGGUGUUCGGUCCCUGCAGGAGCUCGCGCCCUGGAUUCUGGGACCCCGUGGGCCGCUACAAGUGGGAUGCUUGGAGUCGUCUGGGGGAAAUGAGCGGCGAGGAUGCCAUGACGGAGUACGUAGAAGAGAUGAAGAAAGUGGCACAGGAGGUGAUCGACUCCGUGCCGGUGAACAAGAAGACCGCAUCCCUGUUUCACUACUUCGAGCCCCUUUACCUCGUCAUCCACGACAUGCCUCGGCCGCCGGAGGCGCUGCUCAGUCUCAGGGCAGAGCUGGAAGCAGGUGUCCAGACUGCCAGUCCAGCACAAGGGGACUCGCAAGAGAAAAUGGAAAGAGACCCGGAGCAGGCGGCCAAAGAGUCCGCGUGCGGACCGGACGUCGGUUCCGGGCCGUCCGGCGGCCUUCGAGGCUCCGCAGCGACGGCGACUUUUUCCGCGGUAGAACCUGCUCCUCCUCAAGGCUCGGUGGGAACGAGCGACUCGGAAAGCGAGGUCUUCUGCGAUUCGUUGGAGCGGCUGGAUCGAAAGGCUGCUCGAGUCGGAGCUGGGGCGGGAGAGGAACGGGCUCCGCCGCCGAGAGGCCGGGGAUUUGGACUAGAGGCACGGCGCGGACAGAGGGAAGAAACACACCGAAGGGCCGUGUGUCCAGGUGGCGGGCCGCGGGGAGGCGGACGCCGUGCCCGCGAGGGCGCCUCGGGGGACGGCGGUGGAGACGAGCGGGAAGGCAGCGCGGCGAGGCAGCGGGAGGCGCAGAUGCAGCGGCAGAUCGUUUCCACCCUGCGGCAGCUGAGGGAAGACAUGUUCGGCGUGAUGGAGCGCCUGGAGGCUGUGGAACGGAUGGCUGCCGCACAGGCUCGGGGCUUGGACCGGAGGUCCACGGGUCAUCCGGCGGCUCCUUCUUCCGAGACGCAGCAGGAGAGCCGGCGGUGGCCGCUCGACGCCUCGGGCCGCGCGGCGCUCCUCCUGCUGCUGUGGCCCUUCGCGGCCCACGCGCUUGCGUCGCUCUUGCGACGGCAUCGCCGCGAGUCCAGCCUUGGCCCGCGAGGACGGCGAUGAAGCGGCACGAGUCACGCUCGCGACUUCGGAUCCCGAUGCCUGUGAUGCGGAGGAACCGCCGCGCUCGUGCAGUUCUGUGGCUAAACCCUCGUUGUCCCCGAAUCAAACUUAUACAGUUCUCUUUACCGUAUCCUAGGGAUAAUCGUAUGAAGUGGAAAACCGGAAACCCGCUUUAAUGUUUCAUCCGUUUUAUGGCCAUACGUACAGUGGAUUCGGACAGAAACUUCAAAGCUUAUUUUUUAAUUGGUAAAGAGGUUUUAUGCAAAAAAUGUUUAAUGAUAUUUGGGUACGCUUUACAGAGGAUUGGUUGAGUCUAAUAUUGACAACAUAGUGAAAAUGCCUUGCGGUAUCAAUAUAGUGCUGGAUUUGCAUUUA
Molecule: messenger RNA, 2322 nt
Organism: Scleropages formosus (Asian bonytongue)
Lineage: Eukaryota; Metazoa; Chordata; Actinopteri; Osteoglossiformes; Osteoglossidae
Gene: acbd4
Product: acyl-CoA binding domain containing 4
Exons: 11
Coding region: 703-1947 (414 amino acids)
Biological process (GO): fatty acid metabolic process
Cellular component (GO): cytoplasm
Molecular function (GO): fatty-acyl-CoA binding
Source: RefSeq, a predicted model, not a curated record